Molecule: messenger RNA, 264 nt
Organism: Prunus armeniaca (apricot)
Lineage: Eukaryota; Viridiplantae; Streptophyta; Magnoliopsida; Rosales; Rosaceae
Source: the annotation of a GenBank genome assembly
AUGUCUCAGAGAGCCAAUCGCCACCAGAGAAGGCCAUCCCAGAGCUUGUUCGUGUCUCCUGACUAUCUUUUGGCUCCUCUUUCUGAUGAUGCUGCAGCUGCAGACAAGGUGGCUGAUGCUGCCGCUGCUGCUGCUGCUGCUGUAUCCGGUCAAGCUAUGCCGCCGCAGCCGAUAACUCCCCCUCUGCCGCCAACCCCGAAAGCUGCAGAGACCAAGGAGGUUCCGGCCACGGACAACCAGAAAACUGCAGACGCUGCUAACUAA